GGCUGCUGAUAUGGGUUAUAAAGUGAGAGCCAAAGGCUUAACCCUACGCCGCUGAUUCUAAGGAAAAAAAAUAAAUGCAAAAAGUUACGUAGUUUAUAAUUAAAUACAGUAGAAUAUAAUCCGGAAAGGAACGCGUUUUUUUUUUUAUAAUUUUUAAUUUUUAUGCUAUUUCUAUGUUUUUCUUGUCGAAGGUGCCUCCCUCCUUCCUCUUAGAAAAAAAAAAAAGUCCUUGCUCUUCGGUAAUCUCGCUGUUGAGAGCAGGUGUCUCUUGUGCUUGUUAGGAAUUUGGUUUUCCUAGUUGGAAAAGAUUCCUUUUCACUCUGGCCACUGCAACAAGACUAAACUUUUCUCGCACCUCACAGUGGGUGUGGGGGGACAAUGAAGGGGUGAUUCUGCUUUGUGUUUUAAGGAGAUCGAGAUCAUCCCAUAUCUGGAGAUUGUGGCGUGUUUCGGAGGGUCUUUCACUUGAUUAUGGCUAAUGUCAGUGUUUGCUAAGUCCCCCUAAGUUUGAUGGUAGCUUUUCAUAUUUUCUUUUUCAUGGUAGCAGAAUUAGGUGCUUUUCUCAGGAUUUUGAACCUUAAUAAUUAGAAUAGUAUGGUGCUCAUAGUUUUUUAUGUAACAAAACGGUAGGUCUCAUGUGGAUGUAGUGCUAGUUUGUAUCACGUAAAUGGUUAGAUUUUCAUGCUUCAAUGCUCACAUUGGAUGUCAGAAACCCAAGAAAACAGCUCAGCUAUCCGUUGAAGCAAUGCAUAAGACUUUAGAAGAUUUUCGUCAAGUUCUAGCCCCUAAGGAUUCAAAUAAAGCUACACACAUGGACUCAUUCUUGCCGGAGGCAGAAACAAUUGUUGAUAUUCAUUACAAUGCCAAACCUGUUACAGAUUCUUUGUCUGUUUACCAUAACAGGAAAUCAGAGGAAACAAAAGACAAAAUUGAUCUUGAUACCUAUUCCAGGGUCCUUCAGAAUAGGCACUAUCUGAAGAAGAGUCAAUCCCUUGGAAGUAGACUGUGCCUGGAAGGAAGGGUUCCUGGACAAAAUGAUACUGAUGGUGAGACUGAUCAGGGAUUUUCCUCUGAUUCGCAAAACCACGGCAGCAAACACACAGUAGUGAGCCAAAAUGCUUCAUGCUCAGAAUCUGUUCAAGUAAGCUCUUACAAUGUCAAUAAUGAACCGGUUUUCUCUAUAGGAGACCCUGAGCAUUCAGAAAAGGAUGGCCAUGAUAAUUCUGAUUUACCUUUAUCUGGUGAGGGUGCUAAUGGCUGUGGUGAUUGUCUGCCCAAUAAUGCACAUGUGAUUGCAAAAUCAUGUUCUAUGCCAAACAUUGUUGCAUCUGAACUCACUUCAGGAGCACAUUCUACUUUUAAAUAUUUGACACGUCAUCCAAGAUCUUCUGAGGAUGUACAUGUCUUCGACACGAGGCGAAAGGAGAUUUCAGUUUUUGAGGUUGAUACAGAAGUUAUGCGAGAAGAAGAAAAAGAUGACGGCAUAUAUAAAAAUCAGAAAACUAACUUUGAAAGUUCUUAUUACGAGAGAUUUGAUUCUUUUAGUUAUUCUGCAUCAGCAAAAGACUGGAUUGUGCCAGUUUCAGAUGAGGUAAACUCAGUGAAAAUCCUGCAAGAAGAAUUGCCAGUUCAGAAUUGGAAUGAAUUGACUGGCAAGGAUUUUAAGAUUAAGCGAAUUGAGGAAUGGGUUAAUGAUAUUCAACACUGCAGCCCAUUGGAAGAAACAAUUGAAUUAUUUCAUUCCAGUGAUCAUGUGAAGGCGGAACCUGCUGUCUCAAAUGGUUUGACUGCUUCAAAGGCAGAUGUUAAGGUAACGCCUGGCAUGGAAGCUGCAAAAAGACACAUAUCUUCUUUGAGUGCCUCAGCAACCACAGCUCAGCUGGCAAAUCAUGGUUUGGUUAUUAUACCAUUUCUCAGUGCAUUUGUCAGCUUGAAGGUGCUUAAUCUUUCGGGAAAUGCAAUAGCAAGGAUUACAGCUGGUGCUCUUCCACCAGGACUUCACAUGUUGGAUCUGUCAAAGAAUAAUAUAUCCACCAUUGAGGGUUUACGUGAACUUACUCGACUUCGUGUACUGGACCUGAGCUACAACCGUAUAUUUAGAAUUGGUCACGGUUUGGCUUCGUGUUCCUCUCUUAAAGAGUUGUACUUGGCUGGAAACAAGAUAAGUGAGGUAGAGGGUCUUCAUCGCCUCUUAAAAUUGACUGUUUUGGAUCUGCGUGUCAACAAAAUCUCUACAACCAAAUGUCUGAACCAACUUGCAGCAAAUUAUAAUUCCUUGCAAGCCAUCAGCUUGGAAGGUAACCCAGCAGAGAAAAAUAUUGGAGAUGAACAUCUGAAGAAACAUUUGCUAGGCCUUCUUCCACAUUUGGUUUACUUUAACAGGCAGGCUAUUAAAGUCAGCACAUUGAAGGAUGCUGCAGAACGUUCAGUUCGACUAGGCAUCAAUGCCCAUCAAUUUGACCGUGGUCUUAGAUCAGAAAACAAAGCUAUAAGGAAGAGUAAUUAUGUCACUUCUGUACACCGGCCAUCCUCUUCAUCAAUUCAUAGUCGUAAAAGUCAAGCCACUGUUUCCCCAAGACAGUCCAGAGGCAGAUAUGGGCGACUGCCUCCCAGUGGAAUCAAAGCAACAAGCAAUAAUCGAAAUCAUGAUUUAGAACUUGGUAGCAAAUUUCUGAACUUUAAAUCGGAGCGUUCCAUCCGAAGGACCCGAAGUGAGGGAACUCUGGCGCCUCCGUGAAGUCAGUGUGCUGAUUUAUGCAGUCUGGUUGUUAUGCUAUUCAGUUUGGAGUUAUAUUGCUUGUCUGUACUGCAAUAAAUUGUCACUCGAGAUUUGGUGUGACCAGGCAUUUUUGCAAUUGGUUUGCAAUAUUUGGAAUUCUUAUUCUCCUUUCGUUUUUAAGUUAUAUUAUUUUUGUGUACGAAAAUGUGUGAAAUUCAUAAUUUGCCCCUUCUCUAAUCGUGAAACAGAGAGAGAUUGGCCUUUCCAAUGUGGUAGAAAUUAGAAUAAAUGAAAGGGCUUUGAUUUACCUUUCUAUUCACUACAAGAAAUGAAAGAUUAGUGAUACU
Messenger RNA from Durio zibethinus, 3066 nucleotides. RefSeq lists its product as uncharacterized. The record is from RefSeq and is a predicted model, not a curated record. Gene Ontology annotation, cellular component: cytoplasm. Gene Ontology annotation, molecular function: protein binding. Lineage: Eukaryota; Viridiplantae; Streptophyta; Magnoliopsida; Malvales; Malvaceae.